This is a messenger RNA of Prosopis cineraria, 775 nucleotides long. Its product is annotated as polyubiquitin 9. Lineage: Eukaryota; Viridiplantae; Streptophyta; Magnoliopsida; Fabales; Fabaceae. Gene Ontology annotation, molecular function: protein binding. Bases 292 to 603 code for a protein of 103 amino acids. The transcript is spliced from 4 exons. The record is from RefSeq and is a predicted model, not a curated record.
UCGUGUUCUUCGACCUCUUCUCCACUUUCCCUUUCUUUUUGUUUUCUCUGUGCGCCACAAUUGCUCAUUUCAUUUAUUCCCGUCAAGUUAUUUUCACAAAUCGAAGUUAGUCGUCCCCACCAAGUUCUCGUCAUGCCGAAAUUCUAGUCUGAAGAAUGGUUCCAAAGUUCUUUUAAUUCACUGGGUAAAAUCUUUUCACUGUCUCGAUUUUUUUGUUCCGCUUUUUUUUUUUGGGGGAUUGCAGGGCCUGUAAAUUUUCCUUGCCCAGGAGGAGCAACGGAAACGAGAUAAAUGGAUAUGUACAUUCGUGUUAAGCGUAAUAAGACAACAUACUUCAUCCGGUGCAAGCCAUCUGAUAAAAUUCUUGACAUAAAGCAGAACUUGGAAGAACUCAUUGAGCAGCCUGUUAAUAAUCAGAGAUUAAUUCUACCUGGUACAGGUGAAGUAUUAGAUGACUCAAAGACACUGGCUGACCAAAAGGUUGAAAAUGAUGCUAUUGUAGCACUGACAUUGAGGAAAGAUGACAAUGAGUUUGAGGAGGUCAACAUUGUGAACCCAAAUGAUUUCUACCCGUCACGGGAUUCAGAUGGCGCGAAUUGGUAGAGCCAUAGUGCUGCAGCAAAAGGCUCACUCACUCAUACCUCACACCACCAACCAGCAGCAUUUUGUUAAGCCAACCAUUAAACUAGAUUUUUUGUUACUGCUUUAGGUGAAAACUUUCUGUUAUGAUCCUUCAGUACUAUUCAGUUAAUCCAAUCAAGAUGCUAUUUGUGAA